CAUUCGCCGAGCUGCAGACGGACAUGUCUGACCUGACCUCUGCCCUCGAGCACGGGAGGGUCAUCAUUCACGAGCACAAGACCUAUGUGCUCAACGUGCUCUUCCCGGGCGCGCCCGAUCACCCAGUCGGAAAGGACACGCUCCCGGUGGGAUUCACAGUCGGUGUGAAGACAGCAAUGGCUCAGUUCGAGCAGCUGCUUACAAACCGAAACUUCCUCCUGAUGCUCCUCGAAGCCCUCGAGUCGCAGAAAACAUUCAGCAGCCGGGACAGCGUCAGCGUGGCCUCGCUGUUGACGGCCGUGCUGCUACCGCGCAUGGAGUACCUGACGUCGAUCGUGGCUGGCCUGCUGCUGCGCGGCCGGCCGGCCACGCCGUCUGCUGACUGCUGGCUGUCGGUGUGCCUGUACGAGGAGCUGCGCGAGGGCGGCCCGGCCGGCCGGCUGCUGCUGCUGGUGCGCGCGCUGCACCGGCUCACGGAACGUGGGCCGGUCGAUGCGCUGACCGGCGCGGCGCGCUACUCGCUGGCAGAGAGUACGCUGCUCAAGGAACAGGUCGACUACAAAACGGUGGUGGUGCAUGCGUCGCUCAAUUCCAACCCCUCUACUUUGACGUGCGCCGCUCUUUCGUGCGACACCAUAAGCCAGGUGAAGCAGAAGAUUAUCGACCGGAUUUUCUCCAGCAGCGCCGACUCACACAAGCCGGCGCCGCAGGACUUCGACCUGGAGUGGCUGAACGGCCGCGGCGGUCGUCUGACGCUCUCCGACACGGACCUCAGUUCUGUGACGCUGCACGGCUGGAGGCGCGUCAACACCCUCUCCCACUACGGCCUGGAGGAGACGGCGAGGCUGGCGCUGGUGGCGCGUCACAGCGACGAGUACACCAACUACUCGGAGCCGUACAGCAACCCGGUGACGCACAUUUACGCCACGCCGGAGCUGACGCUGCCCAGCUCGUCGGCGGGGUACGCGAGUGGCGCGAGCAGCGGCUGCGAGCCACAGCCGGCGCAGAUCUACCACCUGAGCCGGUCGGCCUCAGCAGGCACCACCAAGAAGGACGAGCUCAAACAGCCCAUCCCGGAGAUCUACCUGACGCGACUCAUUUCCACCAAAGGAACGGUGCACAAGUACAUUGAGGACCUCUUCUCUGCCCUGCUGAGCGCCCGCCACCUGCCGGCGCCGGUGCGGUGGUUGUUCUCGCUGCUGGACGCUCCCCCUCCUCCCGAGCCGGACGGCCAGCCGGCGCGGCGCACGGCGGCAGACGUGGCGCAGAGCCGCGCCUGGAAGGCCGGCGUGUACGGCGUGCGGGUGUGGGCGGCCCUGCUGCGCCACCCGUGGACCGUGUACGACGUGCGACGCUCUCAGUCGUUCGACGCGUCCGUGGCGGUGGUGGCCGACACGUUUGUUGAGGCGCUGUUGCCGGAGGGGCCGGGUCCGCACCGCGACCUCAGCGCCGAGCGGCUGCUCUUCGUCAAAGACAUGGAGCGCUACCGCGCGGCGGCGGCCAAGUUUUUCAGUGACGUGCAGCUGGAGCCUGCGGUGUCCGACCAGGAGAUGAGCGGCCUGCUGCAGCACCUCAGCGGUCGGCACGCGGCCAUGUUGUGCACGCCGGUGGCCGCGCAGGAGCUGUUCACCUAUGUGACGCGACAUUGGCCGGCGGUGCGCCGAGCCGCCGCGGCUACCGACCCCGUGCUCCUAGCCAAGCUAGAGAGCAUUCACUACGCGUACCACGGCCAGGAGACGUCCUUCUCCAACUGAGCGGGGAGACAUGUCCCUCCAGCUGAGCGAGGAGACAGUCCUUCCCCGAGCGGACCUGAGCCGACCGGCGGCCAGCCUAGCUGCGCCGCGCGGCCGCGCGCUCUCACAUGGCCAGACCAAUCCAGUGUACCGGUCUGCUGCACUCGCCCGGAACAGGGGCAGUCUUUCGCCGACGGAGGCGGCCAGCGCCGGCCCCGACGGCCCAGCCGGGGGCCGGCGCGGCCGGGGAGGCCGGGGCUGCCGGAGCUGCCGCCGCGCGCACAGCGGCGACCAGCUCCGAGACAUUGGUGUAUGUGGGCUUUCAUGAACCGAUCGCAGCCGUGCAGCUGACUGCUUACAGAUGACCGGAGCUAACUAACAUUUAUUGGUGCUAAUGUAAGCCCCAAACUGUGAUAAUACAUGAAAUUUAUCAUCAAA
Amphibalanus amphitrite is the source of this 2171-nucleotide messenger RNA. RefSeq names its product plexin-B-like. NCBI's taxonomy places the organism in Eukaryota, Metazoa, Arthropoda, Thecostraca, Balanomorpha, Balanidae. Gene Ontology annotation, biological process: positive regulation of axonogenesis; sensory neuron axon guidance; negative regulation of cell adhesion. The record is from RefSeq and is a predicted model, not a curated record. The transcript is spliced from 8 exons. Gene Ontology annotation, molecular function: semaphorin receptor activity. The annotation marks the transcript as partial. Gene Ontology annotation, cellular component: semaphorin receptor complex.